Malaya genurostris is the source of this 1002-nucleotide messenger RNA. RefSeq lists its product as uncharacterized. Gene Ontology annotation, molecular function: nucleic acid binding. Bases 1 to 1002 code for a protein of 333 amino acids. The transcript has a single exon. Lineage: Eukaryota; Metazoa; Arthropoda; Insecta; Diptera; Culicidae. Gene Ontology annotation, biological process: DNA integration. The record is from RefSeq and is a predicted model, not a curated record.
AUGGGAGAUCUUCCUCCAGAAAGAGUAACACCAACGUAUCCUUUUCUCAAUACUGGUGUCGACCUCUGCGGCCCGUUCCAGUACCGUAAUACCAGAAAAGCACCUCCAAUCAAGUGUUUCGUUGCCAUUUUCGUAUGUCUCGUCACCAAAGCGGUCCAUGUAGAACUGGUCUACGAUCUUUCCACGGCCGCCUUCAUAGCAGCAUUGCAUCGGUUCGUCGCUCGUAGAGGAAAGCCGAACCUCAUCCAAUGUGACAACGCAAAGAACUUCAAGGGAGCCGCUAGGGAGCUAGCAGAAUUAUCAAGACACUUCGCUUCACAACAACACCAAGGUGCAGUGAUUGACGACUGCGCAAAUAAGGAUAUAACCUUCAAGUUCAUUCCCCCCCGCAGCCCGCAUUUUGGAGGCUUGUGGGAAGCAGCGGUGAAAUCACUUAAGCAACACUUAAAGAGGAGUAUUGGAAACUAUGUGUUGGCUCAGGACGAAUUUGUUACUUUGCUGACCCGUAUCGAAGCCUGUCUCAACUCUAGACCCCUGACACAGCUCUCUACAGAUCCGAAUGACUUGGAAGUUUUAACACCAGGGCACUUCCUUGUGCAUCGUUCGCUUACUUGCUUUCCUGAACCCAACUUAUCCGAUAUUCCUCGAAAUCGUCUCGACCGUUGGCAGGAGAACCAAGAAAUCCUCAGACGGAUCUGGAAACGAUGGGCGAUCGAUUAUUUGUCUGGACUUCAACCCCGUACGAAAUGGACACGAAUGCGAGAUAAUAUCAUGGUAGGCACCAUGGUACUGUUAAAAGAAGAUAACCUGCCACCCUUAAAAUGGCGUUACGGUCGUGUAAGCAACAUCUUUUAUGGCGAUGACAAAAAUGUUCGAGUAGUCGACGUCCGCACUGUUGAUGGAGAAUAUCGGCGUGCUAUUAAUAAGAUCUGCGUGCUUCCCAUUCAUCAAUCCACUACCGAAGCGAAUGAAUCAGGCAUCAUCAACGCAGUUGUGCCAUAG